CACGUGGCAAAACAUCGUACUACACAUUAUUACGAAUUUGCAAGUUUUCUGGAGCUUGUAUCAGAUAAGUAAUUUUAAUUUUCGCUAGUAAGAUGGCGAAGAAAAAUUUUUGGGUCAACAGCUUUAUAUGGCUUGUGUUUGUCGUGGGUCUCUCCAAGCAAGCCAAGAAGAAAAUUGACAAAAGCUCCAUCAUAGAAAUAAAUGAUAUUAAGCCAUUCAAGAAAUUACAAAGGACCCAUACCAAUUUGCUUGUUUUAUUUGCUCAAAGCGAACGUGAUGCGUCAAGUAGAUUUGAAGUCUUGGCACGAGUUGCAGAAGAAAUUAAAGGCAGGGGGACUGUUGCAUACAUAAAUUGUGGAGAAAGCAAAGAUACAAAAAAAAUGUGCAAGAAGCUCAGAGUUUCUCCUCAACCUGUGGUGUUAAAACAUUACAAAGAUGGGGAUUUUAACAAAGAUUAUGAUAGGAGGAACACAGUUAAGUCAAUGUUAAAUUUUAUGAAUGAUCCUACGGGAGAAAUGCCUUGGGAAGAAGAAGAAGGCACAGAGGAUGUACGACAUGUUCACACAAGUAGUGAAUUUGUCAAACUGACAACAAAAGAGAAGAAACCAAUCAUGGUCAUGUUCUAUGCUCCAUGGUGUGGUUAUUGUAAAAAGUUAAAACCUGACUAUGCUGUAGCAGCCACUGAACUUAAAGGAGAAGCUAUAAUGGCUGGAAUGGAUGUAGAUACCUAUGAAGCAUAUCAAAUCAGAGAAAAAUUCAAUAUCACAGGAUUUCCAACUUUAAUAUAUUUUGAAAAUGGUGAGGAAAAAUAUCGUUAUCAAGGAAAACAUGAUAAAGAUUCUCUUGUAGAGUGGAUGAGAAACCCUGCUCCUUCAACUCCACCUGCUAAGGAAGAGGAGUGGAGUGACAUACCUAGUGAUGUUGUCCAUCUCAAAGAUGACACAUUUGAUGAUUUUAUUGCAAACAAUCCAUCUGUUCUUGUCAUGUUUUAUGCUCCUUGGUGUGGUCACUGCAAAGCUAUGAAGCCUGAAUACACAGAUGCAGCCAAAACAAUGAAGGAGGAGGAGGUUCCUGGUGUGAUAGCAGCAGUAGAUGCAACAAAGGAAACAGCAGUUGGCAAAAGAUUCAAAAUUGAGGGCUAUCCAACAGUGAAAUAUUUCAAAGAUGGUGAAUUUGCUUUUGAUGUGAACGAGAGAACGGCUGACAAGAUUGUGGCAUUUAUGAAAGAUCCAAAAGAACCACCCCCACCCCCUCCCCCAGAGAAAGAUUGGAGUGAAGUGGAGAGUGAGGUGGAACACCUGACAGAUGACACUUUCAAAGGAUUCCUGAAGAAAAAGAAACAUGUCUUGGUCAUGUUUUAUGCACCAUGGUGUGGUCACUGCAAGAAAGCUAAACCAGAAUUUAUGGAAGCUGCUAAACAUGAUGCGGAAAACUCUAAGGUUGCAUACGCUGCAGUUGAUUGUACAGUGCACAGAUCUGUGUGUAACCAGUUUGACGUGCAGGGAUACCCUACCUUCCGCUACUUCAACUACGGCAAGAAGGACUUCAAGUACAUCGGAGGACGGGUGGCUAAGGACUUUAUUCAGUUCAUGGAGAAUCCUCGUGAAGGUCCCCCACCCCCACCCUCUGAACCAGAGUGGAAGGAUAUGCCGAGUCAUGUCACCCACUUAACUGACGAUACUUUUGAGGAAUUUGUGACGACACACCAUUCGGUUCUUGUCAUGUUCUAUGCACCAUGGUGUGGUCACUGCAAAGCAAUGAAGCCUGCUUACAUGGAAGCCGCUGAAGAGUUGCGCAGUAAAAAUGCUCGCAGUGUUUUGGCCGCUGUAGAUUGUACCAAAGAGAAAUCGUUGGCACAAAAGUAUGACGUUGAUGGAUUUCCUACAAUCAAGUACUUCAGGAAGGGUGAGUUUGCUUCUGAAUACAGGAAGGCAAGGACAAAGGAAGACUUGGUGGACUUCAUGUUGAUGUCCGAGGCCUCAGCACCUGCAGACGCCAAAACAGCCAAACCUGAAAAACCAGUUGAACCAGCUUGGAGUGAUGAGGAUACAGACGUGGUCCAUUUAACAGCCAGCACAUUUCAGGAGUUUAUUAAGUCACACAGUUCAGCCCUUGUCAUGUUUUAUGCUCCCUGGUGUCCACAUUGCAAAAGGAUAAAACCCGAGUUUUCUGAGGUGGCCAAAGAAGUCAACACCGAGAACAAGGUCCCUGGUGCCCUGGGUGCAGUGGAUUGUACUGUGGAUGGUGAUCUUUGUACUGAACAGGAAGUCAAGCGUUAUCCCACACUAAAGUACUACAAAGAUGGAGAAUUUGCUUACAAGUACACAAAGAAAAGGAAAGCAGAGGACAUGCUAGCCUUCAUGAAAGAUCCCCAGAAACCUGCACCUCCUCCUCCACCACCUGAUUGGAGUAAGGAGUCUGGUAAAGUGCAUUUCUUGACUAACGAGACUUGGGAUUCAUUCAUGGCCGAACAUCCUUCUGUGCUGGUCAUGUUUUUUGCUCCUUGGUGUGGUUACUGUAAAGCUAUGAAGCCAAACUUCUUUAAAGCCGCUGAGAUCCUUAGUGAACAACAUCCGUCUGAAGCGUUAGCAGCUGUUGACUGCACGAAAUUCAAAUCUAUUUGCAAGCGGACCGGUCUCAAGGGAUAUCCCACAGUGAAAUACUACAAAAAUGGCGAAAUGGAAAAAGAUUAUGAUGGUGAUAGGUCGGCUGAAGAUAUAAUUAACUUUAUGAAGAGCAUGAGUGGUGUGGACAUUUUACCUGAAGAAACGAAAGGAACUGAGACAGAAAAAGAAGAAUCAGAUGGAUUGAAGAUCUUAACUUCUGCAAACUUUGAAUCCUUCUUGUCCGAGACAGAACACGUGUUGGUUAUGUUCUUUGCCCCAUGGUGUGGCCAUUGUCAGAAUGCGAAACCCAAAUUCCUGAAAGCUUCUGAAGCGUUUGCCGAGGAAGCUAAUAAAGCUUUCACUGCAGUUGACUGCACUCAGGAUAGCGAUUUGUGUGAUAAACAAGGCGUGAACGGGUAUCCGACCAUCAAGUAUUACAGAUAUGGUGCUUUUGUUGUUGAAUACGACGGCGACAGAACUGAAGAAGACUUUUUGUCCUUCAUGAAGUCACCCCCCAACCCCCUCCCCCCUGAUCAACCAGACAGCAACCAAGAUGAAAAGCGAGACGAACUUUAACUUCGAGUUUUGUAUUUCAAAUUUAGCUUUAAAUUAUCCUUUUAAAUUCGGCCAUAGCGAAAUAAUUCCGAUGUUUUUACGAAUAAUUCUGUAGAGUUUAGUAGAUGCACCCGACGUUAAAAACGUCUCAUCAGGAAAAUUUACGACCACGUCUGCAGCAUACACCAACCGCGAAUUCACCUCUGUUUUCGUUCACUUUUCUACCAAUACUAAAAACGAUCAACAGGAAAGUGAUAAUAAAUAAAUUAUUUCUGUCUUUUGGCCUCGAACGCAAGUAUUUCCUCUUUAGUUUGGUUGAAAAACAGACGUUUAAUGCUCACUUUUUCCAUUCUUUGUACGCUUAGACGUGGUUGUAAGUUUUUAUCAUCAGACUAAUUGCUCUCCAUCACUCUCGCUUCGUAGGUUUACUGUAAUUUUUUUUUUUUUUUCAUCAAAAAUUUUCAAAUCAGGAAGUGCACUUUUCAAGUCAAAAUGGCCGUCAAUUCAUCUCACGACAGUCGAUUAAAGUUUUUUUUUAAGAAAAGGGAAUUAUUCAUUCAGCUUGCUUAUUUCCGAAAAACAUUUUUGAUUUAUUUAUAAAUGAAAUUGCUCUUCUACAGCCUGUUAUGUUAUGAUGUAAAUUUGACAUUCUGUCAAACUAAUGUGCUUAAGCAGUCAAAUUUCCGAGAAGACUCUCGACGAAGCGGUAGCUUAAAUCAACUAUAGAUCAUUGCAAAGAGAUAGGUAAUCAUUAUUGAAAUAACCCAGAAAAAGACCUACUAACGAGUCACGGAUUGUUAGGCAACACUCCAUAAGCUCUAUGUGACAUUACAAACAAAUGCGUGAGGUCAAACAAAGGAGUGUGUGCAAAAAUAUUUUUUUGUCAGAUAUUUUUCUCCGCGAAAAUGCCGGUAUCGUUUUAACUACAGAUUAAAGGUCCAAAUAAAGACAAUUACGUACUAAAA
Messenger RNA from Pocillopora verrucosa, 4126 nucleotides. Its product is annotated as probable protein disulfide-isomerase A4. Gene Ontology annotation, biological process: protein folding. Gene Ontology annotation, molecular function: protein disulfide isomerase activity. Gene Ontology annotation, cellular component: endoplasmic reticulum. The record is from RefSeq and is a predicted model, not a curated record. Lineage: Eukaryota; Metazoa; Cnidaria; Anthozoa; Scleractinia; Pocilloporidae.